Messenger RNA from Oncorhynchus kisutch (coho salmon), 5797 nucleotides. RefSeq names its product adaptor related protein complex 4 subunit epsilon 1 (gene ap4e1). The coding region runs from base 186 to 3857 and encodes 1223 amino acids. Gene Ontology annotation, biological process: vesicle-mediated transport; intracellular protein transport. Gene Ontology annotation, cellular component: AP-4 adaptor complex; membrane coat. The record is from RefSeq and is a predicted model, not a curated record. The transcript has 22 exons. Lineage: Eukaryota; Metazoa; Chordata; Actinopteri; Salmoniformes; Salmonidae.
UCAAAACAAUGGCCGACUGGAGCUAGCUAACGUUACGUAAAAAAAAAAAGAAUGCUUGUUUCAACUGUAGAUAAACAGGUGUGCAUUAUUUUUUAAAUACGAUAUCAGUGUUAUGAGCAAAUGAUUCACUAGGUGUACUUUACGAGCAAGAAGCUAGCUGUUUGCGGCCUACGUUGAGCGUUGCCAUGAGUGAUGUUGUCGAGAAGACUCUGUCUGCUCUCCCGAGCCUCCUUUCGCUAGACUCGCAGGCAGGAGCUGGGAAACUUUCUCCCUCCUCCAAAUUAGGGAAUCUGAUCAAAGGAAUCACCGAAUUGACAUCCAAACAUGAGGAGGAAACACUUAUUAAAAAGGAACUGGAGUCUAUCAAGGAGCAGGUAGCGUCUCCCAACACCACCAUGGUAAGUCUCACUUCGUCUCCCAACACCACCAUGGUAAGUCUCACUUCGUCUCCCAACACCACCAUGGUAAGUCUCACUUCGUCUCCCAACACCACCAUGGUAAGUCUCACUUCGUCUCCCAACACCACCAUGGUAAGUCUCACUUCGUCUCCCAACACCACCAUGGUAAGUCUCACUUCGUCUCCCAACACCACCAUGCGUCAGAUGAAGGAAAUAAUGGUGAGAGCCAUCUACUGUGAGAUGCUGGGUUACCAGGCGUCCUUCAGUUACAUUCACGCCAUCAAGCUGGCCCAGCAGGGCAGUGUCCUGGAGAAGAGAGUGGGUUACCUCGCUGUAUCCUUGUUCCUUAAUGAAACCGAUGAGUUUCUGCUACUCCUGGUGAACACAGUCCUAAAGGAUCUGCAGAGUACCAACCUGAUCGAGGUGUGCAUGGCUCUAACUGUCGUCAGUCAGAUGUUUCCCAAAGAUAUGAUACCUGCCAUUCUACCGGUGGUGGAGGAGAAACUCACACAUCCAAAGGAGAUCAUCCGGAGGAAAGCAGUCCUGGCUCUGUACAAGUUCUAUCUGAUCGCACCUAACCAGGUGCAACACAUCCACAGCAAGUUUAGGAAGGCCCUGUGUGACAAAGACCCCGGAGUCAUGACAGCCUCUCUACACAUCUACCUACAGCUCAUCAAGGAGAACCCAGAGAGUUAUAAGGAUCUGACCGGGAGCAUGGUGACCAUCCUGAGGCAGGUGGUUGGAGGUAAACUCCCCCUGGACUUCAACUACCACAGUGUUCCUGCUCCCUGGCUUCAAAUACAGCUGCUCAGGAUACUGGCCUACCUGGGGAAGGAAGACCAGGGCACUAGUGAGAUGAUGUAUGAUGUACUGGAGGAGUCAUUAAGAAGAGCAGAGAUGAAUCACAACAUUACUUACGCCAUUUUAUUUGAGUGUGUGAAGACCAUCUAUACAGUUCAUCCAAAGUCACAACUGUUGGAGAAAGCAGCAGAAUGUAUCGGGAACUUUGUCCUAUCGCCUAAGAUCAACCUCAAAUAUCUGGGUCUGAAGGCUCUGACGUACGUGGUGCAGCAGGAUGCUAACCUGGCCCUGCCUCACCAGAUGACCAUCAUAGAGUGUCUGGACCACUCUGACGUCAUCAUUAAGCGCGAGACACUAGAGUUACUCUUCCGCAUCACCAAUGCCCAGAACGUUACAGUGAUCGUCGAGAAGAUGCUCGAGUUCCUCAGGCUGACCUGUGACGACUACAGCACUAUAGACCUCGUAGGGAAAGUAGCAGAACUAGCUGAAAAGUAUUCCCCAGACAAUGUCUGGUUCAUCCAGACUAUGAACUCUGUGUUCUCUCUGGGGGGAGACGUGAUGCAGCCGGACAUCCCUAACAACUUCCUGAGACUACUGGCUGAAGGUGUUGAUAAUGUGGAGGACAGGCAGCUGAGGCUAUUUGCUGUGGACUCCUACGUGUCCUUACUACAGGGGGAGACGGCCAAGCUGCCCCAACGCUUCCUACAGGUCAUCAGCUGGGUGCUCGGUGAGUAUUCCUACCUGAGAGAGGAGGAAUCAGACCCAGGCAGCGUGAUGAGACUGCUGGCCAGACUACUGGACCAGAGACACACCUCCACUGAGACCAGGAGCUGGGUACUGGGGGCCAUGACCAAGCUGUGCUCCAGCCCAGUGUCUGUGGCCCUGGCCAGGGAUGUAUGUGAGAGGUACUCUGGGUCUCUGAAUACGGUGCUCCGGCAAAAGGCCCAGGAACUGAUGAUCCUUAGCCAGGAUACAAAGCUCCGAGCCAGGGUACUGCCAGCCGAGGGCAGGCUAGAAAGCCCGGAGGUAGACUCGUCCCUGUCCUUCCUGGAUGGCUAUGUGUCAGAUGCGUUGGCUGCUGGGGCAGCUCCUUACAAAUCUCCUCAUCAGAGGCAGGAGGACCUGGUCCAGGAGAAAGCUCUGAGCCUGGAGCCCUAUGGUCUGUCCCUGCCGGUCAGUCUGUCGUCCUGCAGCAUCACAGACAGACGGUCUCCUACUCUGCUCUCCAUGAGCUCCGGCCUGUCUGGAAACAGCACUGAGCUAUCUCACCAAGAAGGCUCUACCACUCUGAAGUUGGAGGGGGUGAAGAGGGUGUGGGGGAAGGACGGGUACCUGGCCCAGCAGCAGAGUGCAGGUGAGACCCCAACCCCCCUAGUGGAGCUGCCCAGUCCCCUGCUGUCCCCUCAGAGCCCACCCUCCCAGAAACCCUCCUCUGGACUUGAGCCUGACCAGGAGAAACGGCAGCUGGCCUCGUCGCUCUUUGUUGGCCUGGGGUCCCACAACUCUGUGUGUCUGAUGGGCCGAGCCGAGACUGCGCCCCGACACUUCAGAAGGAAACCAAGAGGGGAGUCAUCAUCAGGCGCCAGCGAAGGCUCCUCUGACUCCUCCCACUCGUCUCGCAGUGCUGCCGUUGACAACCUUCUGCAUAGCAACCUACUGGACUCGACCACUGUGGCCUCAGAGGGGGGUGCUGCUACCACCACCACACCUCAACAGACCUCCCAGAGAACACUGGACCAUACCACUAGCAAUGGUAACCCCCAUGUAGAGGGGACGGAGCAGAGAGUAGAGGCAGGAGGACCUCUCUCUCUGAUCAGGGGAAAUGGCAUGGUGGCUGUUGUACCGCCCACACACACACAGACAGACCCACAAACACAACAAGAUCUACACCCAGCUCCAGCCCUAGAGAGACCCAGGGACCUCCCUCUCACCUCCCACCUGCCAGCAGAGCUCUCUGGGCUGGCCCGCUCUGAGUUCACCCCCCUCUGCUCGGACCAGGACUCCAGCCUGGCUCUGUCAGCCUGUAGAGUGUAUAAAGAGGAUGCCUUAGUGUUGCUGGUCUUCAUUUCCAACAACAAUGACUCAGCGCUCCACCAGAUGGUGCUGCAACUCACCUGCAAAGAACUGGAGAUCUCCUGUAUCUCAGGUAGUCCGUUAAAGGAGGUUAAGGGUCACAGUGUGUCGGUUUGUCUGCACACUGUUGUCAUGAAGAGAGCCUCAGUCCAGGUGGAGCUGGCUGGGUUACUGUCCUACCAGAGACCCCUGGGCCAGCCCCAGGCAGCACAGUUCUCACUGAGCCUCUCUCUGAAACACUUCCUCAGGCCGUUGACUGUGUCCACAGGGGAUUAUGGGAAAAUGUGGUUGUCUUUCUCUCAUGACUUGAAGCAGAACCUUCGACUGGUAACAACAGAACACCAAGAACCUCUGACGGCCACACUGGACGCGCUGAAGGGCAAACUACACCUCCACGUUGUCGACAUCAUAGGGUCGGAGGGCAUCGUGGCGUGCCGGCUGCUUCAGGGUCCAGGUCAGGGUCAGCCAUGUCUGCUUCACUGUCGUGUCCACGCUGACUCUUUGGCCGUGUGGCUGCGCUCCCCUGUCCCUGAGCUGCCUGACUCCCUCCUCUACCACUGUCAGAAAGCCCUGACGGAGACCUGAGCCGGGCCGUGUCUCAUUCCAGGAAGUUGUUCCCUUCCUUCUGCCAUCGUUCACCUCACUGAUCAUAAAAAAUAAAAAAAAGUUAUAUGGCAGCGACUAAGGAUGCGCUUAGACAGGCAGCCCAAUUCUGAUUUAAAAAAAAUCACUAAUUGGUCUAAUCCAAUCAGCACUGAAGAUCUGAUGUGAUUGGUCAAAAGACCAAUUAGUGGAGAAAAAAAAAAAGAGAAUUGGGCUGCCUGUCUUUUUGGUUUAUACCUGACCAGUUGUUUGUCUCAUCGGUAAAGGAGAGUCGACAAGGACGAAGGGGAGGAAACCACUUUAUGGAAUGAAGUGCAGCCCUGCUCUCACAGGCCCCAAGCACCACCACUGAGGAGCCAACGGAAGUACAUAGAAUCUCCUCAUUGAAGCAAUCCCACAGAGACAUACAGUGGAAAGCAGCUGAUGUUAUGUGUCCUUGUCUUUGCAGUACAGUGUUUGCUAUAUAUUUUUCUCAACAGUGAUUUCACGUGGUUUUAUUUUUAUGCUCAUGUAUUUAAUGCGUUUUUAACGGGAACAUCUAAUCGUUCGUAUCGCUUCACAUAGCUCUUUGUGAAAACGUGAGCUGUGAACCUCAGAAGGAACUAGAAGGAAAGCGUGCUCUGUAUUAGACACCCUCUAGAAAUAAACACUUAUUAAAUGAGGAGUUCAGUGGUCUCUCAGUUCUACCAGCUUUGACUUGACUUAAUAAGCUUCACCAUCUGUGUGAGAAGGAAGCCCAGGAAGUCAUUGGAUUCUUGGCCAUGUUUCCCAUUUGAUCUUUUACCUGAUCAUUGGUCUUAUUGGUCUCCUUGACUGUUUCCCUCUCUCCCUCCUUUCUCCUCUCGCUCUCUUCCUCCUUUCUCUCUCCUCUCGCUCUCUUCCUCCUUUCUCCCUCCUCUCCCUCUCUCCUCUCGCUCUCUCCCUCAUUUCUUCCUCCUCUCUUUCUCCUCUUGCUCUCUUCCUCCUCUCUUGUAGCAUUGACACUAGUUGAGCUGCUGUCGAAUGGCUCACAAAAGCUUCAGUAGUUAAUUAACAUGAUCAAUAUUCAGAAAGGUAUUAUCAAGGCAGAAAUGUUUCAGUUUAACAUGUUACACUGAACUGUCAUUGUCCUGCAUGUUACGUUCUCCAGACGCUGCAUCUAAUCAUUCAUGAUCUACUAACGGUAUGCAUUUGAUUGAUUUCCAAUACACAGGCAAGAGCUGAAACCCAGGAGUCAUCGAUGAUUAUAUUUUUAUAUCAAUGCAGCAUGUCAAACGUAUUUAUUAGAUAUUCUUAUAGAAUAUAUUUGGUUAUCUUGUAAAAUACAAGAUAAAAGAGCUUUAAGUCAAAACAGUUUUUUCUUCAUGUGUUCCCCUCAGAUAUCAGUUAGUUAGUUAGUCUAACGUUAAUCUAUUCCACGACACACGUCCUCCUCAUGCUUGCUGUGGGCCAUAGCCAGGGGACGAAGGUUCAUCUGUUAGUUUUCAAUGAUAUUCAAUGUGUGUUCAGAUGCAAAUUAUUUUUUGCCUUUUCGUUUUGUAAAAGCUUGAGUGCUAAAAGUGGAUACAAUUUUUCUGUAUGUAACUUGAAUGCUAACACAAAGAUAACCAACCAAAAACACCUUAUGUUCUGAUGCCAAGGAGACAUGUUCAUUUUGUGCCUGUAGUACAAAAGAGACCAGUGUACUUCAGUGCCUGUCUGCAAUUCUGCUUUACUUUUAGUUAAUAAACCUGACAUUUAACCUUUUACUCGUCUAUUUAGGUAAUCAUUCAUUACUUUGAACAUGCAACACCAAUAACCAUGUGAAGACUUGUAUAAAGAAUUGUUUGUAUCGUGUGCAUAACUACUGUAAUCAUUUACUCAGUAAAAUAAGAAUUGUGUAUAAAUAUCUUUGUAAAAACUAGAAAUUGUAAGUGUACAAUAAAACGAGUGUGUAUGCUUCA